ACCGAUAUCCAAUAACACGCACUAGGAAUACAACAGAAGGCAUCUGAUCUAUAACCAGACUACAUCACACACGAGAGGAUGUCUUCCGAGUACAAGACAGUGAUACACAUCUCGUCGAGGGUCGAGAAGCCUCGCCAACGGACGGGGAGCGACCCGCUGGCGCACAGCGCCGCCACCAGGCUGAGGAGGGACAGCUCUCCGUCGAGCAGCAAGCAUAGCACGCCCACGGAACACAUAGAGAUUGGUCAACCAUGCCUCAAGUGUGGACACAAGUGCCCUGGAUACAUGCAGCACAUUUGGAGGAAGCAAUGCCUCCACUGUGGCUGUGGGCGGAGCUCUCACACCAUUGAGACUGAGCUGUCCUCAAUCAUUCCUCUAAUUGGGGGGCUUACUCUCGGGGAUGACUCGUCAAAACUCACCAGAGCCGACGUCGAUAGACUGAGAAAAUAUGCCUGGUAUCCUCCUGGUCUUGGCCAUGGGAUGGUAGAAAGGUACAUGGAGAGUCUGCCCAAGGAGUGUGUCCCAGCUCUUGGCACAGAGGGGGAGAGGUACCGUCGGACCCAGUGCUUCCAGCAGCUGCCAAUCUACGACUUCUCGCUCGAGGCUUGCCACAAGAUGAGCGAGCGAGAAGCCAAGCGUCACGCAAAGAUCACAACGAGGAGGAGAGACGAGGGAUUUGGAGUUGGGAUCGUUAAACUGCUGAGUAGCGAGCAAAAGAAGAUUUGUACAGAGUGUCUCCUGGGGAUCUCUAUGGGGUCUGUGUAUAUCUCCAGUGAGAGAGCGGGCCAGGACAAGCGCUGGCAUCCCACCUGCUUCAGAUGCAACACGUGUCACGAACUCCUGGUGGACCUCAUACACUACCAUUCACCAAAACACGAGGGAGUCUACUGCGGCCGGCAUCAUUUGGAGCUCUUGGUCCCUCGCUGUGCCGGCUGUGAUGAGAUGAUUCUUGCCACCCAUUUCACCGAAGCGGCCGGGCAGAAUUGGCACAAGGAGCACUUUUGCUGUCACGAGUGUGACGACCAGCUCGUGGGAAAGUCUUCCACGACUCACGAGGGAAAGAUCCUCUGCAAUCGUUGCUUCGGAAAGUACGCCUCGAAUUGUCACAGGUGUAAGAAGGCCAUUGGUAUAGACCAGAAGAAGCUGUCGGUCAAAGGGAAGCAUUACCACAGAGAGUGCUUCGUUUGCAAAAGAUGCAGGGAAGAUCUCGUCGGCGAGCGCUACUUUAUCAUCGACGACGACAUAAUCUGUUCGGACUGCACGAAACCAAUCGGGCAGUGUCAGGGGUGCAAGGAGGGGAUCAGACCGAGUGUUAGCUAUCUCAAGCACGGGGACAGAUGCUGGCACGCCGACUGCUUCAAAUGCAGCGCCUGCCGUGCCUGGCUCGUUGACGGGCAGUUUCACGAAAUGGCCAGCAGUGUCAUGUGCAACGCAUGCUAUGUGGAGAAGAUGUCCCCCAAGUGCAACACCUGCUCGCAGCCCAUCAAAGAGAAAGGGGUGACGUUUUCGCUCAAGUCGUACCACCUGGACUGCUUCGUGUGCACGUCCUGUAAGGAGCCUCUAGUUGGUCAGAACGGGAAGGUGAAGGAGAGCAACGGAGAGCCCUACUGUCAGAGCUGCGUGGACAAGUCCUACAAGAGAUGCUACAAGUGUAUGGGUGCCGUCACAACUCGACACACUGUGUACAACGGGCAUACGUUUCACCUCCAGUGUUUCCAGUGUAGCAAGUGUGGCAGAAGCAUCGGUGGAGCAGAGUUUUUCGAGGGAAAAAUCGGAGAGAUUUUGUGCUCACGGUCCGGUAAAACUGGGGCGACAGACGGCGGAAUGAGUCGUUUCCAUCGCUGCGCUUUUAUCGGACUGGUAUCGCUGUUGGGUGUGAUACUACUUACCUUGUUCCUGCUAUUCACUGACGUGGGCUUCUCUCCGUCGGGGGCCCGGACGGAGGCCCACUUGGAGAACGGGAACAUCUGGGCUGCCAAAAAACUGCGAGUGUCGGCAGAGUUGUCUUACUACUGGAUGGGAACACCCAGAGAUGCAGAGACAUCGACGACGCCCGGUGAGGUCAGUGCACAAGACAAAAGAGUGGGCCACCUUAGCACAGACAGCAGAGUAGUCAGAAAUGGUGAAGAACAAGCUGUCAGCAGCAAACACGACAGAGAUGACUACUGGAUAAAUAUACUGAGAAAUUCAACCGGUGAGGAUAGUGUACAAGAGAAAGGAGUAAAUCACCCAAGCACAGACAACAGACUAGCAAGAAAUGAUGAUCGGAUUGUUACCAGUAGAGAACACGAGAGAGAUGAAAAUUCACCGAGAGAUAAAGAAAACUCAACCAGUGCACAAGAGAAAGGAGUAGGUCACCAGCUAAGUGAUAUAAGAGUAGCCAGAAAUGAUGAUCAGAUUACCAGCAAUAAACACGUACAUAAUCGACCCAAGUUUGAUCACUCCUCCAGACAAGCAUUAUCCUAUCUCAAACCUAUCCAUAUCCAUAGAGAUAGACACAAGCACACAUCAGUACCAAACAACUCCACGCUAGUCACUACUGAACUGUCGGCUGUGGAUGAAAAAGAAGCAGCUACUGAGGCGGACGACACUGGUGGAGAUGAUUUCAGCGAAGUUGACAAUCUCUAUCAUGACGUAGAAUACACUACAGAAGAUGAGACAAAUAUUCAACUUGCUUUUAUGAAUGAAGUUGAUCAGGAGAAGCCGCCAAUUGAAGGAGCUGAUGGUGGAAAUCACAGUCAUGUCUACUCGUCGAGCUACAUGAAACCCGUGCUGAUAGAGAGAGCUAGCAAUGUACAGUUCCAUAUGCCGUGUCCCAAAGUCUACAAGUCGGUACCUGAAUUGGUCAUGGCAUCUUGGAUGAAACCUCUGCUGAGUGUCUUGAGCUCUUUCGAGGGGAAGCAGGUGACACUAGUCAUUGCAAACAACGCCUACCGUGACGUGUUACUCAAUUGGUUGAUAUCUGCUAAAAUUGUGAGCAAGCCUCCCAUUGAGAACAUUCUAGUGGUGAGUUUAGAUGGUGGCUUAUAUCGUCUUCUGCAGUCCAGGGACAUCCCCUCGAUAUUGGCUCCGUUUAGCACAGUUUUGAACAAAAAACACCGCUUCAGACGGUUUUUCGAGCUCAUCAUGAUGCUGAGACUGGCAUUUAUGAGACUCAUCAAUCGACUCGGCUACGACUGUGCAAUGUACGACAUUGAUGCGAUAAUUCUGAAGAAUCCUCAGCCACUGUAUGACAAGUGGGGAGACAGAGAUAUCGUAGGUUCGAGGGGACAGCUGCCUCGUGAGCUAUGGAGGAGAUGGGGCGCCACCAUCUGUAUUGGAGCAGUGUUCAUUAGGAGCAACCCAAGAACAGAAAUAUACUGGGAGUCCGUAUAUGCAGCCAGGUUGAAAGUGGGCCGGAUGGCCAACGACCAGAUACGACUGAACCACGGCCUGCACCACCUUCACGUCGAAUGGGAGCACAACAAAAACACCAAUAGAGAGCGACAGCACGACCAGCCGGCACUCGGUCGCUCUGACAGUAGCGGCCUCGGCGUGGCUGUCCUCCCGCUGAGCGACGUAUGCAGGUUCGACUGCUGGCCGAGAACCGCGGACGCUACUACAUCUGGCACAAGGGCGGGAGUCGGGACAAGAACAGCAAGAUGAAGGGAGCCAAGCAGGGCCGGACCUGGUUCCUCAAGGAGCGGUGGAACGAGCUCCAUUCCAACAUAGUCGUGGACGUCAGAGGAACCAAAUGGCUCAAGAGAAUUAGUAAUGGUGUCUGACUUCUCUUGCUAUCACUUAUGAAUAUUGUGCUGG
Molecule: messenger RNA, 3798 nt
Organism: Geodia barretti
Lineage: Eukaryota; Metazoa; Porifera; Demospongiae; Tetractinellida; Geodiidae
Source: the annotation of a GenBank genome assembly